AUCAGCUUGGUUGGCAGAUUCAGGUGGUAAAUCCUGACCCUGCCUCUGACUGUAACACGGCCCAGAGCCCUCUGCUCUCCCUCGUAGUUUAUUUUUUAGCCCUGCAUCGGUUGCUUCCCUUCCCUUGUGCCGCCAUUAAAGCCCGUAAGCUUGGUGUUUGGAUAUCGGGAAAGGGGUAACAAUGAUUUAAAGUGUCAAAGCAGACGGCCGAGGGACGGGACUAGGGGGUGUUCUUGCUCCACGGUAUGUAUGGACAUUCAACUGCCAACUACACGGCGCACCAAAGAAGUAAAUAUGCGGUUAGUGUCGGUCAAGUGAGAGAAGCCUGAGUUCGGAUUGGGUUUCUCUGGUCUGGGGGGAAGCUCGGGGAAGCUCCAUUUGUUUUGGCUGCAGUGGCAAACUGAGGAGUGUCAACACAGCAAAGCAAAGUGAACUGCUUGCUGUGUGAUCUCCUUAAGAGUGGAUCUGCCGAGCUGAGAACCCCUCUGAACGGCAGGAAGCCUCCCUCAGCGGCGGUGUGACGAUGACCGAGCUGGUUGCCAAGUGGGCCUGUGAAUACUGCACAUACGAGAACUGGCCGUCAGCCAUCAAGUGCACCAUGUGCCGCGCUCAGAGGCCCAGUGGGGGUGCCAUCAUUACUGAGGAGCCCUUCAAGAGCAGCCCUGCUCUGGAUGCCAGUCUGCACCAGUGGAACCCUGCAGGCCUCAGCAAAAGCCCAUCUCAGGGGGGCUCCAGCUUACUUAUUUGUCCAGACUCCAGUGCCCGACCACGUGUCCGCAUUGUUGAUGUACCUGAGACUAGUAGCAAGUGGUCGUGCCACAUGUGCACCUACCUGAACUGGCCUCGGGCCAUCCGUUGCACCCAGUGCCUGUGCCAGAGGCAACAGGCUCAACAACAACAACAGCAUGGGCAACAUGGAACCCAUCAAGGACAUACCCAGCAUCCACGCAGCCCCACAGAGUCACCCCAGACCUCAGGCUCUGGAUGCCACCCUGCUCCCCCAGCCACCACUACAGACCCCUGUGAGGAAUAUAAUGACCGUAACAGGCUCAACACUCAUGCACAGCACUGGACCUGCACUGCCUGCACUUACGAGAACUGGGCCAAGGCACUCAAGUGUGUGGUUUGCGACCACCCCAGGCUGAAUAGUCUGCUAGCUGAACCCAUCAAACUGGCAUCAGAGCCUGAGAGCCAACAACCUUCCUCAAAACUUAAUGAACAGGACAGGGACAACAGGAGGGGUGUUGUUGGGCAUGUGGUUGGGCAAGGAGUAGGGAGUGUGGUAAGUGGGAUGGGGGGUUGUAGUAGCAGCCAAAGAAGGUCACCCCCGACCUCAAAACGGGAGUCAGAGGUGAACAUGGACUUUCAGAGGAUUGAACUGGCGUCAGGGGCUGGGAUUGGGAGUAAAGAGGAACUGGAGGUGGAUUUCAAAAAACUGAAGCAGAUUAAGAACAGGAUGAGAAGGACUGAUUGGCUGUUCCUCAAUGCCUGUGUUGGUGUUGUGGAAGGCGACCUGGCAGCUGUGGAGGCCUACAAGUCAUCGGGAGGUGAUAUCGCACGACAACUAAAAUCAGACGAGGUGCGCCUAUUAAAUCGGCCCUCAGCAUUUGAUGACGGCUUCACGCUAGUCCACCUCGCCAUCCGCUUCCAGAGACAGGACAUGCUGGCUGUGUUACUCACGGAGGUGUCCCAACAGGCAGUCAAGUGUAUUCCAGCCAUGGUGUGUCCUGAGCUAACGGAGCAGAUCCGUCGUGAGGUAGCAGCUUCUCUUCACCAGCGCAAGGGAGACUUUACCUGCUAUUUCCUCACUGACUUGGUGACCUUCACCCUGCCAGCAGACAUCGAGGACUUGCCUCCAGCAGUUCAGGAAAAACUGUUUGAUGAGGUGCUGGACCGAGACGUACAAAAAGAACUCGAGGAGGAGUCUCCCAUCAUCAACUGGUCCCUGGAGCUCGGGACUAGGUUGGACAGUCGAUUGUACGCUCUGUGGAACCGCACAGCAGGGGACUGUCUCCUCGACUCCGUGCUGCAGGCUACAUGGGGUAUCUAUGACAAGGAUUCAGUGCUCCGCAAGACCCUCCACGACAGCCUGCAUGACUGUUCUCACUGGUUUUACACACGCUGGAAAGAGUGGGAGUCGUGGUAUUCCCAGAGCUUCGGCCUGCAUUUCUCACUCCGAGAGGAACAGUGGCAGGAAGACUGGGCUUUCAUCCUUUCCCUAGCUAGUCAGCCAGGAUCCAGCUUGGAGCAGACCCACAUUUUCGUUCUUGCACACAUACUUCGUAGGCCUAUUAUCGUCUAUGGAGUGAAGUAUUACAAAAGUUUCCGUGGCGAAACACUCGGGUACACCCGUUUUCAAGGUGUGUACUUGCCCCUUUUGUGGGAGCAGAGCUUCUGCUGGAAGAGCCCGAUUGCUCUUGGAUACACGCGAGGCCACUUCUCAGCACUGGUUGCCAUGGAGAACGACGGCUUCGACAAUCGUGGCGCGGGCGCCAACCUCAACACAGACGAUGACGUGACUGUCACGUUCCUGCCGCUGGUCGACAGCGAGAGGAAGCUGCUUCACAUUCACUUCCUCUCAGCGCAGGAAAUGGGCAAUGAAGAGCAACAGGAAAAGCUGUUGCGGGAGUGGUUGGACUGCUGUGUGACGGAGGGUGGGGUUCUGGUGGCUCUUCAGAAAAGCUCCCGGCGCCGCAACCACCCGCUCGUCACCCAGAUGGUGGAGAAGUGGCUGGAUGGCUAUCGGCAGAUACGCCCCUGCACCUCUUUGUCUGACGGCGAAGAGGAGGAAGACGACGAGGACGAGUGACAAAACUAAAGUGGGGGGAGGCGGCCUGCGGGGGGGGGCAGGACUCCUCCCCUACUCUCUCUUACAGUUUGUCUUUAUUUUUGCUAUCCUGAUACGGACAAACUGUGAAAGCCUUCCGGAGAAGACAGGGAACCACAAGCCCCCACCCACCUUCCACCACUGACGGAAGACACUGCUACUCUAGCACACGCAGGCACUCGGACAUACACUUAAAACACAUUCAACACUUUACCCGGACAAACCUGAGACUGACAAACUCCACUGCUGCCAAACACAGAUGUGGGGAGAAAAUAAAGGUUUACGAAUGCAAAUGACCUUUUGAUUUGUUUUGAUUUUCAAAUAUAAAGGAAAAAAGGAAUCUUUAUCCAUAGAUGUAAAUGCAUGUGGUUGUUUAAAAAAAAAAAAAAGAAGAGUAUAAGGAAAUAUACCAGCAUUGAUUUCAAAUCAACACUUUAUAUCCGUUCAGUAUGGGCACUGACAAAAGCACACUUCCAAAUUGAUCUUUUUGAUGUUUUUUCCAGUUGUAAAAGAGUUGGCUUUAGCAUUUUGUUUUUGAAUGGGCAGGGACAAAGCCAAUAAAUAUUAUCUUUAGACAACCAGAGAUUGUGUAAUAAUUAAUUACUUUAAUCCUUAUGACUAAGCACUGCACAUUUAUUAAAACAUUUCUAUAUAAAUACAGUAUCAUUGCUUGAAUUAAGGUCAUAUAUGAAGCUCUUGAAAAGGGAGAUGUUCCCUUUACAAGUCAAAUCUACACUCAUUAAGAAUUAGCACACAUACAUUCAUGUUGGAUCUUUGGUUUACCUUUUUUCAGACUGACUGAGCUGAGAAGUUGUUUGUGUGUGUGUGUGUGUGUGUGUGUGUGGUUUUUCUUCUCUGAACUUUACAUAUUUAUUGUUUGGAAACAUUUGAGCUAAUGAGAGCUUUCUGUAUAUUUUUUCUCCUUUUUGUGGUUUUGUUAAUUAUUCUCUCAAUCUUGAUGAAGACACGUUGCACAGAAACACUGUUGCUGUGAGGAAAGAACCAAUCAUGACCAUCAGUAAAAAGUUUACUUAUGUUGUUGCGUGCAAUUUAGUACCUCAUCUGGAUUCCUAAAAUCUGGUGCUUCUUGGGGCGUGGGAUGUGAGACACAUUCAGUGUCGACAUAAACCCAGAGUCAUACUUCUCUCAUCAUUGUUUCCUACUUCCUCUUUGUCCUUUUUUCCUUAUAGCAUUUGUUGUCAAGGUCACCCUCAUGGUACACAUCAGUUCACCUCCUCUGUAAAGCCUGUUUUGUUAUCAAUAUGUGAAACCAUCUUUAAGUUUUUGAUUGAGGUCGUUGUGAGAGAAUGCAACAUAUAAAACCAAAGCUGACAGAAGAAAACGAAAAAAAAACACGAGUUGUUACUUUUUUUUUGCUGUGAAUGUUUGCAUUUUGUUUUUCCUUGCCAUUGUGUACUGUAACCUCUUUCGUGUUUCAUUCAUGUCAUACACGCUUUGAGCAUCACCUGUAUGUUGCUUUGUAUUUAUGCAAUAGUUGCAGUUGUGACUAUGAUGGUUUGUGGAUUUAGGCCUCAUUUCACUAUACAGAGUGUAACGCAAAGAACAGGCAAAUAAGGAAAAAAAAAUAAAGGAAAACCUUUUUGAAUGUCCAACUAAA
Molecule: messenger RNA, 4445 nt
Organism: Siniperca chuatsi (mandarin fish)
Lineage: Eukaryota; Metazoa; Chordata; Actinopteri; Centrarchiformes; Sinipercidae
Gene: zranb1b
Product: zinc finger, RAN-binding domain containing 1b
Exons: 10
Coding region: 524-2809 (761 amino acids)
Biological process (GO): protein K29-linked deubiquitination; cell migration; cytoskeleton organization
Cellular component (GO): nucleus; cytoplasm
Molecular function (GO): K63-linked polyubiquitin modification-dependent protein binding; cysteine-type deubiquitinase activity
Source: RefSeq, a predicted model, not a curated record